AUGGCGAGAGCGACCAAGUUCGUGAAGCCAAUCGUGCUGUCCGUGUUCAUGUCCAACCGAUACAUCUACGCGCAGGUUGUUCACGAGCCUACAGCCUUCACGCUCGCUGCAGCAUCCUCCAUAGAAGCCGCUAUGCGCAAAUCCCUUACAAGCACAAGCGACAAAAUCGCAGCGACAGAGGUCGGGAAGGCUCUAGCUGCACGCAUGCUAGAGAAGCAGAUCGGCGCUGUGGCGUUUGAGCUGGGGCCCACCCAGAUGUACCACGGGAAGCUCAGGUCGCUUUUAGAUGCAUUGACAGGGUCCGGAAUGUCCACACGAAUUGGAGGGAAAGAUGCGCUUUUGAAGGGUGUGGGCGCGGGCGCUGCGGGCAAGGGCGCGGUCGAAAAGGGCGCAGCAGGCAAGGGCGCAACGGGCAAGGGCGCUGCAGGGAAGGGCGGAGCGGGAGCUACCGCAGCAGGCAAGGGCGCGGCGAACAAGGGCGCAGCAGGCAAGGGCGCGCCGGGCAAGGUCGCGGAAGGCAAGGGCGCUCCGAGCAAGGCCGCGGAAGGCAAGAGCGCAACCGACGCUAGCGCAGCGGAUAAGGGCGCGGCGAAGAAGGGCGCAGCUGGCAAGAGCGCAACGAACGCACAGCACGCCGCGUCGCCUCAGAUGGCUGCGCCGCCUCACAUGGCUACGGCUGAGGAUGUGGCGAUCCACACCGUGAAGACGGCAUCGAACAAUCAUCCUGCUGGGUCGAACGCCCAGCGCGCCGCGCGUCCUCAUAUGGCGACGGCCGAGGACGUGGCGAUUGUUCACCCCGGAUCAGAAAAGGCGACGGCGGAAGGCGCGACAGUGGCUCCGAUGCGAGCGGCGGAGGUAGAAGCGCGUCCUCACAUGGCGGCUGCUGAGGACGUGACGAUUAUUCACCCGGGAUCAGUACAGGCGAUGGCAAUGACAGCGCCGAUGGGAGCGAAGGAGGGAGCGGCGCGUCCUCACAUGGCGACGGCUGAGGACGUGGCGAUUAUUCACCCGGGAUCAGCAAAGGCGACGGCGGCGGCGGUGGCGCCGAUGCAAGCAGAGGAGGGCGAGGCGUGGAGAAAUGUGGCGGCUGAUGAUGACAAUGACGACGGUAAUGACAGGGAGAACGACAACGAUGGCGAUAAGGAGAACGACAACGACAGAGACGGCGACCAGGACGGUGACAAUGAGAAGGAUAAUGACAACGAUGCAGUGCAGUGGCAUGGUGGGGAGGGCAGCAGCACGCGCAUGAAUGGUGGCAGUAAGGGACAGCGACGGGGCAGGACUCACGGCAGUGACAAGGGAGCAUCAUCCCUCUUGUCUCGGUUCAGCAACAGCCGUGGGUGGGAGCCUCGCGGCAAUCAGCGCACUGGGCUGGACAAGGCACAGCAGUUUCGCAUGGCGACGAGCAGCGAUGUGGCCAUUCGCGAGGGAGGGAUUCAAGGCGCGAGCCGUGGUGUGCACUACGGGAGCAACAAUGGCAACAACGGCUGGGAGCUUGAGGACAAUCAGCGCAACGGGUUCCACAAGGCACAGCAGUUUCGCAUGGCGACGAGCAGCGACGUGGCCAUUCACAGGAGCGGGGUGCAAGGCGCGGACCUUGGUGUGAAACGCAGGAGCUGGCUUGACAUGGCACCAGGGUUCCUCAUGGCAACAGCCAGGGAUGUCGCCAUUCCCACGAGCGGGGUGCAAGGCGCGGACCGUGGUGUGAACUAUGGGAAUGAGCAGUUGGGUGCACAAGCUGAGGGCGGCGAUUGCGAUGGUAACAACGGCGGCGGCAUUGACAACGGCGGAGGAGGAGGGCAGAUCGACAUUGGCGCGAUCCUGGAGGUGCACAACGCGGCGCGGCGGGAGGUGGGGGUGCCGGACCUGGCAUGGGACGACGGCGUGGCAGCAGCAGCGCAGGAGUGGGCGGACCAGCUGGCGGGCGCGGGGUGCCCGCUGCAGCACGGCGGCGCGGAGGGGCUCGGGCAGAACCUGUACUGGCGCGCGCCGGCCGCGCUGACCCCCGAGGAGGAUCGCAUGGCGGUGCAGGCGUGGGUGGAUGAGAAGGCGGAUUGGAGUUAUAGCGCGGUGCCGGAGGGGUGUGCGGAAGGGAAGGUGUGCGGGCAUUACACGCAGGUGGUGUGGGCGUGGACGACCCACGUGGGGUGUGCGUCGGUGCAGUGCCCUGAUGGGGGGGGCAUGUGGGUGUGCGAUUACUCGCCCCAGGGGAACAUAAUUGGGUACACUCCUUUUUAG
Messenger RNA from Closterium sp. NIES-65, 2238 nucleotides. The record is from the annotation of a GenBank genome assembly. NCBI's taxonomy places the organism in Eukaryota, Viridiplantae, Streptophyta, Zygnematophyceae, Desmidiales, Closteriaceae.